GGAGGGCUGGGAGAGCAGGGCUUGGGGACAGAGCCUGGGGACAGCAGGGCUGGGGAGAGCAGGGCUUGGGGACAGAGUUUGGGGACAGAGUUUGGAGAGAGAAGAGUUUGGGGACAGAGUUUGGAGAGAGCAGGGUUUGGGGACAGAGCUUGGGGACAGAGCUUGGAGAGGGUAGAGUUUGGGGAUAAAGUUUGGAGAAGGCAGAGUUUGGGGACAGAGCUUGGGGACAGAAUUUGGAUUGGCAGAGUUUGGAGAGAGCAAGGUUUGGGGAUAGAGCUUGGAGAGGGCAGAGUUUGGAAUGGCAGGAUUGGGAGAGAGCAGGGUUUGGGAGAGCAAAGUUUGGGGAGGGCUGGAUGAGAACAAUGGGGAGAGCAGAACUUGGGGGAGCAGAGUUUGGGCAGGCCAGAGCUUGGGGAAGGAGUGAGAGCAGAGUUUGGGAUGGAAGGAUUUGGGAUGGCAGAGUUUGGAGAGGAAGGAAUGAGAGCAGAGUUUGGGGAGAGCAGAGUUUGGGAUGGCAGAGUUUGGGAUGGAAGGAUUUGGGAGAGCAGAGUUUGGAGAGGAAGGAACGAGAGCAGAGUUUGGGAUGGCAGAGUUUGGAGAGGAAGGAAUGAGAGCAGAGUUUGGGAUGGCAGGAUUUGGGAGAGCAGAGUUUGGAGAGGAAGGAAUGAGAGCAGAGUUUGGGAUGGCAGAGUUUGGGAUGGCAGAGUUUGGGAUGGCAGGAUUUGGGAGAGCAGAGGUUGGAGAGGAUUGGAUGAGAACAGCAUCCAGGUGAGGGAUUAACCCCUCUCUGAGCAGUGGGGUUAUGGAGACCAAGAGUGAUCAGGCCCUGGUUGGAGUCCAGAAUUAUUUGGAGAAGGCAGCAGAGCAGCUGAAGCCGGCGGCUCCCAUCAAGUUCCACAUCUCCAGCCGCACGGACAGCGGCGUGCACGCCCUGGCCAACGCCGCCCACCUGGACAUCCAGAGGGGCCCGGGCAGGGCUCCCUUCACCGGCCCCCAGCUGGUGCAGGGCCUCAACCACCACCUCCGGCCCCAGCCCAUCUGCAUCCUCAGUGCCCAGCGGGUUUCCAGCACCUUCCAUGCCCGUUUCUGUGCCCUCUCCAGGACCUACAUCUACCGCCUGCUGCUGGGCUGUGCCCACCGCUCCCAAAUCCCCGUCUUCGAGCGGGAUCUGUGCUGGGCCCCCCCGGGAGGGCCUGGCUCAAUGCCCCGUGCCCUGAGCCAGGCUCUGUGUGGUUCCAGCCCCCUGGACAUCCCGGCCAUGAGGGAGGCAGCCCAGUUCCUGCUGGGCACCCACGAUUUCAGCACCUUCAGCUCGCCGCAGGCCGAGGCGCAGAGCCCCGUCAGGACCCUGCAGCAGCUGCAGCUGCAGCCCAGCCCCAGCCUGCUGGGCCAGCACCACCUGCACAGGGGCCUGGAGUUCUGGGAGGUGAGGGUGAAGAGCAAAUCCUUCCUGUACCGCCAGGUGAGGAGGAUGGUGGGGGCGCUGGUGGCCGUGGGCCAGGCGCGGCUGUCCCCGGCGGGGCUGCAGGAGCUGCUGGCACUGCGGGACCCGCGGGCGCUGCCACCCUCGGCCACCGCCCCGCCCGGGGGGCUCUUCCUGCACAGCGUCCACUACCGGCACACAGGUGGGCAUGUGCUAAUUAAUUACUCAUUAAUAAUUAAUAAUUACUAGCCAUUAAUUAGCGUCCACUACCGGCACACAGGUGGGCAUGUGCUAAUUACUCAUUAAUAAUUAAUAAUUACUAGCCAUUAAUUAGCGUCCACUACCGGCACACAGGUGGGCAUGUGCUAAUUACUCAUUAAUAAUUAAUAAUUACUAGCCAUUAAUUAGCGUCCACUACCGGCACACAGGUGGGCAUGUGCUAAUUACUCAUUAAUAAUUAAUAAUUACUAGCCAUUAAUUAGCGUCCACUACCGGCACACAGGUGGGCAUGCGCUAAUUACUCAUUAAUAAUUAAUAAUUACUAGCCAUUAAUUAGCGUCCACUACCGGCACACAGGUGGGCAUGUGCUAAUUACUCAUUAAUAAUUAAUAAUUACUAGCCAUUAAUUAGCGUCCACUACCGGCACACAGGUGGGCAUGUGCUAAUUACUCAUUAAUAAUUAAUAAUUACUAGCCAUUAAUUAGCGUCCACUACCGGCACACAGGUGGGCAUGUGCUAAUUACUCAUUAAUAAUUAAUAAUUACUAGCCAUUAAUUAGCGUCCACUACCGGCACACAGGUGGGCAUGUGCUAAUUACUCAUUAAUAAUUAAUAAUUACUAGCCAUUAAUUAGCGUCCACUACCGGCACACAGGUGGGCAUGUGCUAAUUACUCAUUAAUAAUUAAUAAUUACUAGCCAUUAAUUAGCGUCCACUACCGGCACACAGGUGGGCAUGUGCUAAUUACUCAUUAAUAAUUAAUAAUUACUAGCCAUUAAUUAGCGUCCAGUACCGGCACACAGGUGGGCACUGCCUCUAAUUACUCAUUAAUAAUUAAUAAUUACUAGCCAUUAAUUAGCGUCCACUACCGGCACACAGGUGGGCAUGUGCUAAUUACUCAUUAAUAAUUAAUAAUUACUAGCCAUUAAUUAGCGUCCACUACCGGCACACAGGUGGGCAUGUGCUAAUUACUCAUUAAUAAUUAAUAAUUACUAGCCAUUAAUUAGCGUCCAGUACCGGCACACAGGUGGGCAUGUGCUAAUUACUCAUUAAUAAUUAAUAAUUACUAGCCAUUAAUUAGCGUCCACUACCGGCACACAGGUGGGCAUGUGCUAAUUACUCAUUAAUAAUUAAUAAUUACUAGCCAUUAAUUAGCGUCCACUACCGGCACACAGGUGGGCAUGUGCUAAUUACUCAUUAAUAAUUAAUAAUUACUAGCCAUUAAUUAGCGUCCACUACCGGCACACAGGUGGGCACUGCACUGCCAGCCAUUAAUAACUCAUAUUAACUAAUUACUAAUAACUAGCCAUUAAUAACUCAUAACUAAUUACUAAUUACUAGCCAUUAAUAACUAAUAACUAAUUAAUAGUCAUUCUGAGAAUAUAGUAAUAUUUUAAAUUUUAUUGAAUAGUAUUUAUAUAUUCACUUACAUUAUAUAUUCAUUGAUAUUAUUCUUAUAUUAAUAUUUCAAUUUUAAGUUUAUUUAAUAGUAUUCAUAUAUAGUAUAUAUUUUUAUAAUAUAUCAAUAUUUUAAUUUUAUUUCAUGUCAUUAAUAUAUCUCCAUUGUACAUUCAUUUAUAUAUUUAUAUAUUAAUAUCUAAAUUUAGUUUUAUUUACUAUCAUUAAUAUGUUUCUUUUAUAUAUUCAUUUAUAUUAUUCAUAUAUUAAUAUCUUAAUUUAAUUUUAUUUAAUAGUAUUAAUAUAUAGUAUUAUUCAUUUAUAUUAAUAUAUCAAUAUUUUAAUUUUAUUUAAUAUUAUUAGCCCCAUUAUACAUCCAGUAUUUUUCCCCUAAAUCAAUAUUUUUUUCCCUAAAUCAAUGGUUUAUUUCCCCCAUAACCAAUAUUUCUUUUCCCCUAAAUUAAUAUUCCUUUUCCCCAUAAUCAAUAUUUCCUUUUGCUCUAAAUCAAUGGCUAAUUUUCCCUAAAUCAAUAUUUUUUCCCCUAAAUAAAUUGUUUAUUUUCCCCAUAACCAAUAUUUUCUUUUCCCCAUGAUCAAUAUUUUUUUCCCCUAAAUCAAUGGUUUAUUUCCCCCAUAACCAAUAUUUCAUUUUCCCUUAAUCAAUGGUUUAUUUUCCCCAUAAUCAGUAUUUUUCCCCCAUAAUCAAUAUUUUCUUUUCCCUAAAUCAAUAUUUUUUCCCCAUAAUCAAUAUUUUCAUUUCCCUAAAUCAGCAUUUUUUCCCCUAAAUCAAUGGUUUAUUUCCCUUAAAUCAAUAUUUCCUUUUCCCAUAAUCAAUAUUUUUUCCCCCUAAUCAAUAUUUUUUCCCCAUAAUCAAUAUUUUUUCCCCAUAAUCAAUAUUUCCUCCCCAUAAUCAAUAUUUCCUUUCCCAUAAUCACUAAUUGAUAUUUCCCUCUGUCUCUCUCUCCAGACCUGGCCCCUCCAGGUGUCCCAGCAGAGCAGGAGCUCCCCGGGCUCAGCUGAUUCUGUGCCCCAACCCCAGUAAAGCCUGGCCUGAGCCUGCUCCAGGAGCAGCCCCUGCAAAAUGGGACAUUUUGCCUGGAAAAUGGGAAUUUUUUCCCCAGAAAAAUGGGAAUUUUCCCCCAGAAAAUAGGAAUUUUUUUCCUGAAAAAUGGGAAUUUUUUCCCAGAAAAAUGAGAAAUUUUCCCAGAAAAAUGGGGAUUUUUUUUCCCCAGAAAAAUGGGAUUUUUUCUCCAGAAAAAUGGGAUUUUUUUUCCCAGAAAAAUGGGAAAUUUUUCCCAGAAAAAUGGGAAAUUUUUUCCCAGAAAAAUAGGAUUUUUUUUUCCCCAGAAAAAUAGGAUUUUUUUUUCCCCAGAAAAAUGGGAUUUUUUUUUCCCAGAAAUAUGGGAAAUUUUUUUGAAAAAUGGGAUUUUUUUCCCCAGAAAAAUGGGAUUUUUUUCCCCAAAAAUGGGAUUUUUUUCCCCAGAAAAUGGGAAUUUUUUCCUGAAAAAUUGGUAUUUUUUUUCUGAAAAAUGGGAGAUUUUCCCCAGAAAAAUGGGAAACUUUUUCCCAGAAAAAUGGGAUUUUUUUUGCAGAAAAAUAGGAUUUUUUCCCCAGAAAAAUGGGAUUUUUUUCCCCCAGAAAAUGGGAAUUUUUUCAUGAAAAAUGGGAUUUUUUUCCCAGAAGAAUGGGAAUUUUUUUUCCUGAAAAAUGGGAUUUUUUCCCUGAAAAUGGGAAUUUUUUCUCCCAGAAAAAUGGGAUUUUUUUCCCAGAAAAAUUGGAUUUUUUUUCCCAGAAAAAUGGGAAUUUUCCCCCAAAAAUGGAUUUUUAUUUUUUUCCUGAGCAAUGUUCCCCACAGGCCCUGCACUCCCAGAGCUGCUGUCACUGCAGGAAUUGGACAAACCCUGGAAUUCUUUUAUUAAAACCGAGCAGAAAAAAGCA
Molecule: messenger RNA, 4976 nt
Organism: Serinus canaria (Common canary)
Lineage: Eukaryota; Metazoa; Chordata; Aves; Passeriformes; Fringillidae
Gene: PUSL1
Product: pseudouridine synthase like 1
Exons: 16
Coding region: 803-1672 (289 amino acids)
Biological process (GO): tRNA pseudouridine synthesis
Molecular function (GO): pseudouridine synthase activity; RNA binding
Source: RefSeq, a predicted model, not a curated record